Molecule: messenger RNA, 1287 nt
Organism: Penicillium nucicola
Lineage: Eukaryota; Fungi; Ascomycota; Eurotiomycetes; Eurotiales; Aspergillaceae
Gene: rmt2
Product: protein-arginine N5-methyltransferase
Exons: 1
Coding region: 1-1287 (428 amino acids)
Biological process (GO): peptidyl-arginine methylation
Cellular component (GO): cytoplasm; nucleus
Molecular function (GO): protein arginine N5-methyltransferase activity
Source: RefSeq, a predicted model, not a curated record
AUGCCCGAAGUCACCGACGACACCCCAAUCCACCUCACAGAGGUCGACAUCGACCUCGACGUGCAAGAGAUCCUCCUCGCAGCCUCGCAACAUGACAUCCCUAAGCUGCGCGGCCUCCUUCGCACCCAGUCCCCUCUACCAGAUGCAGCAAAUGUCAAAGACAGCGAGUCAGGCUUCUCACCGCUGCACUCUGCGAUCGCCGCCUGCGAGCUGGACAGCGACACCGAGGGCGCUCAGAACGGAGCCAGUGGCGCCGAAACUUCAGAGCUUAACCCUAAGGGCCUGGACAAUGAGACUCUCAAGUCAGCAGUAGAGACAGUCAAGUUCCUACUGCAAGAAGGCGCUAUCUGGAACGAUCUCGACUCGAACAACGAAACACCCGGCUGUCUCGCUAGGCGCAUCGGAGCUCUCGAGCUAUACGGCCUCAUCGUCGACGCAGGUGUGCGUGCAGAGCUUCUCAUGAACCGCCUCGACGCGUACGAAGAGCUAUCCGAUGAAGACGAUGAAGAUGAAGAAAACGAGGAGAAGCAAGAGAACGAUGAUAACCAGGCUGAGACUGCCAACACAAUCACCGAAACCGAGGCCGAGACAGCACCUGAACUCGUCGAUGCUACGACCACCAACCCCGACGUGAACAACCCCCAAUACCUGGAAUCAUCACUAAACAUCCAAAACGACCGAAUCCUAGACUCGGACCAGAACGGCGUCAUGAUGGCAUGGGAAAGCGACAUUAUGCGCAAAUCUGCCAAGGCACUCCUCCCAACUCCAGGCCUGAAAGUUCUGAACAUCGGACACGGCAUGGGUAUCGUCGAUGGAUUUUUCCAAGAGCAGCAGCCUGCCUCGCACCACAUUGUUGAAGCGCACGCGGACGUCGUUGCGGAGAUGAAGCGUCGUGGCUGGGAUUCUAAGCCUGGUGUUGUUAUUCAUCAGGGCCGUUGGCAAGAUAUUCUGCCUGGUCUUGUUGCCGCUGGGGAGACGUUUGAUGCUAUCUACUAUGAUACUUUUGCUGAAUCUUAUGCUGAUUUCCGGGAGUUCUUCUCCGAGCAAGUCAUCGGAUUAAUGGAGCAAGAGGGGCGGUGGGGAUUCUUUAAUGGCAUGGGUGCCGAUCGGCAGAUCUCAUAUGAUGUCUACCAGAAGGUGGCUGAGAUGGAUCUGUUCGAGGCUGGGUUUGAUGUGCAGUGGGAGGAGAUUGCAGUACCCAAAUUGGAGGGUGAGUGGGAGGGUGUGCGGAGGGCUUACUGGGUUGUGGAUGAUUAUAGAUUGCCGCUGUGCAAGUUCAUGGAUUGA